ACAUUUCAGACUCUAGUGUCUCCAGUGCAAUCCGCGAACAAGAUGGCAUCCAGCCUGGAUGUAGACAGAUUUUUCAAAGGUGAGACUGUGCUAGUGUGGUAUGGUGAUUAUUUGUAGUCAUAUUCAUAAAUGCCGUUUGUUUUAAAACAUUCACUGUAAACAUGACAUGACACUUCUACAGGGUUAUGACAGUGGAAUCAUAACGUGGUAAUUUAAGUGGCAAAAAGACACGCUUUUAUUUACACUAGAUUAGAUUCUGGUGAAAUGUCAGAAGUUGAGGUAAAUGAUCGUUUUUUCGUCUCCGUAUUUUGUGAUAGUCCAAUCAGAAAUUUUUGCUUGUGAAUGUCUGUUUUUUUAUUGUCAAAUAUUCAGGUGAACAUUUAAUUACGACCUUCAUGGAUCGGGAUGGUUUUGAGUUGAGAGAAGUUUUUAAUAGAAAAUGCUGUCAGGGUUGUUGUUGUUGUUGUCAUAAUUGUUGUCAUAGUUGUUGUAGUGUUUAUUGUCGUAGUUGUCGACGUUGUUGGGGUCACAGUUGUCGUAGCUGUUGUUGUCAUAGUUUUUAUUGUCAUAAUUGUCGUAGCUUUUGUUGUCAUAAUUGUCGUAGUUUUUGUUGUCAUAGUUGUCGUAGUUUUUGUUGUCAUAAUUGUCGUAGUUUUUGUUGUCGUAGUUGUUGUUGUCGUAGUUGUUGUUGUCGUAGUUGUUGUUGUCGUAGUUGUUGUUGUCGUAGUUGUUGUUGUCGUAGUUGUUAUUGUCGCCGUUGUACUAGUUCUUGUUGUCGUAGUUCUUGUUGUCGUGGCUGUACUAGUUUUUUGUUGUCGUAGUUGUCGUAGAUGGUGUUGUCUCAGUUGUUGUUGUCGCAGUUGGGGUUGUCGUAGUUGUUGAAGCAGUCGUCGUUGUUGUUAAAAUGUGAGAUAAUAUACAAACAUUUCGUUUGUUGCACCAAACCAACCCAAACGACGUCGCUAUAAAAGACCCCGAUUUUUACACGAUGAUCAGAUUGCCAAUAAAUAUGUGACACCGUCGUAAUGUAAUUAAGUACAAUCAAUCUCGAUUGAUUCCCUCUAGCACAGUGUGACCGACAAGGUGGAGGGAACUCUAAUGAUCUGCCUUCUUUACGUGGUUAUAUUUCUUCUGGUCAUGCUUCAAUAAGUUAUGAACAACAUUUUAAAAGUCUUACACGAACACCACUUUGUAUGACCGAUCAAUACGCCGACAAUCAUUUAAUUCAGCGCCUCUCAACCUGUUGGGUCACGACCCCCACCAUGUGAGUGGAACAACCUUUACACAGGGGAUUCCUGUGUCCAUCAAAAAACACAUUUCUAAAGUAGCAACGAAAAUAAUUUUUUUAUGGUUUGGGGGCUAUCACAACAUGAGUAACUGUAUUAAAGGGUCGCGUCAUUAGAAAGGUUGAGAACCUCUGAUUUAAUUGAUCAGGCUUUAAAGAUUUCAAUUUACGUAAUUCAGUUGUUAAAUUGUACUGUCGGCCUAUCACUCAAAAGUGAAUAGGGCGUGUAUUCGUCUAAUGUUUGAAAAUUGGCAAGUACUCGAAUACGACCGCCGCACCUUCCCGAGUUGAGAGGACGAAAUGGAUUGAAAAUGGAACGCCAUCUGUUUUCAAACGCAUUCAAAUAAAUGUGAAAUCAUGAUGAUUGAUCACCCUGAAGAAAAAGCCAGUGAUAUUAAGAUUUACUCUUUUUUAUUUGUAAUAGAAUUACGCUAGGACGUUUUCGUGACAAUAAUAAUUAAUUUGCCAUUUUAAAAGAGACCAUUAUUGUUAAUUUGUUUUUUUUUAAACCUUUGUUUACUCAGGCAAGACUGAAGUCAAUGAAUCCUGGGAGUACUGUCCAAGCCUUGAUACCAGAUCAUGUGAGAAGAACCCCGGCCAUUUGAACUUCGUUCCCGUGCACGACAUCAGCGUCCGCCAUCUUCCCGAGACGUGCCGUGACCCGGAGAUCAUCGAAACCAUCCACGCCAUAGCGGCGCUGACAGUCAAGGUGACCGUCACCGACGUCAGUGAGCACCGACCCACGGCCCUCAACACCGUCGGGAAUCGCGAUCCUUCGACGGGAUCAGGAGGCGUCCGGUUGCCAGGGGUAACGGGGAGCGGACGCGUGUGCUACGUGUCGCGCUGCGGGGACUUCACCGAGGACACCUGCCCUUGCCGGACGUGCAAGAGCUCCGCGACGCCCAGCAAGGCAUGGGGCGAGAUGCUGGUGUACACCGCCAGGCAUCUCGUGUUUGACGACCUGGAAGCCAGCCACGCAACCUUCCGACUUUUCUUCGACACGCCCGACAGCCCCUCCGUCACGCUCGACGGCUUAGGGAAAUGGCAGGCCGGCGAGGUCGAGGACGACAUGUGCAAGGUGAAGUGUGUGACCUGCGACAUGGAGGUCGUGAGGAACCUGGACGACAGGCUGAAUCACUUCCGCACGCUUUACGCGCGGAUCCAGGACAAGUAUAAGGCGACCAGGAAUGUCCACAGGCUGGCGGUGAUAGUGUCCCACCCACACGGGUGCAGCAAGCAGGUGUCCGUGGGGAGGUGGGUCACGAAGCGUGGGGUGCGACAGAACGACAGCAGGUACGCGUACACAACGUGUACGUGCCCGGGGUGCAGUGGGGCAUUUGUGUUCAUACUGGGCAACGAUGGGCGCUUGCUGUACAACCACGUGCACAGCGGGUGCAGUGACGAUGCCAUGACGGGCUACAGUGGCGUAGGGGCAGACUACUCGGCCAAUGAUAAAAUAGAGGCCCUUGAAACGUCAGAGGUUAUCGAAGAGAUGCCUGAAAGAAUCAGAUAGAGUCAAAAUUAAAGAGCCAAAAUGUAAAAAAAAUAUUGGACCAAUUUAUAACUUUUUUUUUGUUCUUGGUGUGUUGUGGUGAACAAAAAAAACACAAAAACCUCUGAAACGUACAUCAUGAAAUAAGUCAAUGCUGUAAAGCUCACAAUUUACAGGGUGCAUGCUAUGAACUCUAAGCUUGCAGGGAUGUAUGUUUUCAAUUCUAGGCUUGGAUGGAUGUAUGUUAUCAACUCUAGGCUUGGAUGGAUGUAUGUUAUCAACUGUAGGCUUGGACUGAUGUAUGUUAUCAUCUAGAUGGUCCAUUGCUCUCAUUGGUCUUUGAAAAAACCCUAUUGUUUUUACCUUGAAAUGUACUAUACAUUAUUCUUCUUUGGCUCGCCAAGAUGACAAAGGCAACUUCGACGUGGUAGAUAGCCUUGACUUGAACUGCGUUGUUUUAAAGUGAGGGAGAGUUGCUCAACCGUUACCUGUUUGAUCCAAUGGCAAGACGCUGGAAAUAAUCCUGGACGCGGUAGAUGUCAUACCGCCUACGGGACUCUAGCUCCGGGUUUGAUUUCAGAGUUUGCCUUCUGCUAGAUGCGUCACCAUGCAAGGUUAUUGCGUCCCACUCAUCUUGGUGCUCGUGAUGUUUUUUUUUCUUUUUGCUGGGGAUUGAACUCGAGCCCACGAGCUUGGGAUUGGCUCAGCUUAGGCCACCCGGCCAUGAAGAUGGGCAAUAUUCAUUUACACUGAUAGUAAAAAUUAUAUAGCAUAACGCAUACUAUUGGAUGGCUGACUAACUGAUUUUUUUUGGAAGACCUAAGAGCUUUAUCCGGAAACAGUAAACAAAAAGGAGCCUUAAGAUGUGUGCGUGUGUUUAUAAUAUUUUGUGUUACAAAAUUUUUAUUCACACCCCCACGUUAUAGUGUAGAUGUGGAAUGUGGAGUUUGUGAGUUAACUUCAGUGAAACACAACUCAAGAGUGUUGAUGGGCGCCUUAAGCGUUUGGCGACCCUGGCAACUCCCCGAGUUGUCGGCACCUUGAGCCUUUCCCUGAUUAAAACACAAAUCCAGCCCCUAGUAGGACACACAUUCCCCCCCCCCAAAGGGGUCGCUACGCACAGGUAGAGAACCGCUGCUUUCAGUUAAUACAGCAACAACACUGCAAGCUUUACCCUAGUAGGACACACAUUCCCCCCCCCCCUCUCUCUCAAAAAUCGAUGAUAUUGAAAGCUAUCAAUAGAUUGUGUUAACGUUUGUUGCCAUUGUGUUUUACAGGAGACUGCUCGAGAACGAUUGGGUGAAAUGUGAGAAUCUUAUUUCUAUGUUUAUGGCUUCAUGACAAUAGGUCUCUACUUUGAUGAUUCCGCUUUCUUCAAUGUAGAGAACUUUGCUAUCUGUUUAUGUAUUACGGCAUGUAAAUAGUAUUUACAGCAUAUACAAAGUCGUAUUUACAGCAUACACAUAGUAUUUACAGAAUAUACGAUGUAUUUCCAGCAUACACAUAGUAUUUUACAGCAAAUACAUUAUAUCUACAGCACAACAUAGUGUUUAAAUCAAAUAAAUGAUAUUUACAGCAAGUACAUAGUAUUUAAAGCAUAUACACUGCAUUUACCGCAUAAACAUAGUAUUUACAGCAUAUACAUUGUACUUACACCACAUGCAUAGUAUUUAAAGCAUAUUCUUAAUACUUACAGUAUACACAUAUUAUUUACAGCAUAUUUAUAGUAUUUUCAACAUAUACAUAGUAUUAACAACACACUCACGCUUGAUUAUUUAUUGGUAGGCUGUCGCAAUAUUGUGUGUAGUCUAUGUAGUAGAAAUGCUCUUAACAUUUUAAUCUCACACAUGUUGGCAAUAGUUUACUGUGACCUGAGUUGUGUUUCUUACUGAUAUUAACAUAAAUUGCUGUAAUAAAAAAAACCUACCCC
Lymnaea stagnalis (great pond snail) is the source of this 4707-nucleotide messenger RNA. Lineage: Eukaryota; Metazoa; Mollusca; Gastropoda; Lymnaeidae. The record is from the annotation of a GenBank genome assembly.